Messenger RNA from Prosopis cineraria, 1533 nucleotides. RefSeq names its product F-box/kelch-repeat protein SKIP30-like. Lineage: Eukaryota; Viridiplantae; Streptophyta; Magnoliopsida; Fabales; Fabaceae. Bases 225 to 1277 code for a protein of 350 amino acids. The transcript is spliced from 2 exons. Gene Ontology annotation, molecular function: protein binding. The record is from RefSeq and is a predicted model, not a curated record.
GUGCCAAAAAAUAAAUAAAUAAAUAAAAAGAAAACCCUUUUAAAUUUGCAGAGAAUUUUUCUUCGCCGUGCAAGCCAUCUUCUCAGGCGAAACUCCGUUCUUUCGUCUAUCCCUGCCUUUCUCGAAAAUUCUAUUCCUCAUUUCCUCGAUCUCCGCUUUCAGGUGGUCCUUCUAUUAAAUAGCUUGAAUUUAGCUGUUAAAAAUUAUCAGGCACGGAUGAAACAAUGGUUAUUAUGUCUGAACUGAUUGAAGGACUUCCAGACGCUGUUGCAAUUAGGUGCCUUGCACGAGUUCCCUUCUACCUUCAUCCUAAGUUAGAGCUUGUCUCUCGUUCUUGGCAAGAAGCCAUUCAUAGCCUUGAGCUAUUUAAAGCUAGACAGGAGGUUUGUGCAUCCGAGGAUCUAUUGUGUGUCUGUGCUUUGGACCCAGAAAACUUAUGGCAGCUCUAUGACCCUUUACGUGAUCUGUGGAUUACACUUCCUGUUCUUCCCUCAACUAUCAGGCAACUUUCCCAUUUUGGUGCUGUCUCCACUGCUGGAAAGCUAUUUGUGAUUGGUGGAGGAAGUGAUGCAGUUGAUCCAUUGACUGGUGAUCAGGAUGGGAAUUUUGCAACAAAUGAAGUCUGGUCGUAUGAUCCUGUAGCACGGCGGUGGGCCCAAUGUGCAUCAAUGCUUGUGCCCCGUUCUAUGUUUGCAUGCUGUGUAUUGAAUGGAAAGAUUGUUGUGGCUGGGGGCUUCACUAGCUGUAGAAAAUCUAUAUCUCAGGCAGAAAUUUAUGACCCUGAGAAGGAUAUAUGGAUUCCAAUGCCUGAUCUUCAUCGUACCCACAAUUCAGCCUGUUCAGGAGUAGUGAUUGAGGGGAAGUUGCAUGUAUUACACAAGGGGUUGCCUACAGUUCAAGUUUUGGAAAAUGCAGGGCAUGGAUGGACAUGGACCGUCAAGGAAUGGAGCUGGCUUCAGGGUCCAAUGGCAGUUGUUCGGGGAUCCCUCUAUGUGAUGAGCCAUGGUAUUAUUAUUCAGCAGGACAAAGAAGGGAGAAAGAUGGUUUGUUCUGCAUCAGAGUUUCGAAGGAGAAUCGGUUGCGCAAUGAUUGGAUUGGGUGACAAGUUAUAUGUGAUUGGAGGAUUCAUCGGUCCUGACAGGUGGAACUGGGACAUCAAACCAUUAUCUGAUGUUGAUGUUCUCACGCUUGGGACUGAGAGACCAACUUGGCGCCCGGCAGCUCAGAUGACACGGUGUCGUGGUACUAUCCUUGGCUGUACACCACUGAGAAUUUAGACCUUCACUUGUUGCGCUUACAUGUAACUCUGCUUCUAUCGAGGGUUUGGAUCCCUUGAAGUGGAGGCAAAGAACGAGAUACAUGAUGGCUUCUUUGUUUUGCAUGCAAGCCAUAAACUUUGUCCUUGUUUUGCGUUGAUUAUAAAUUUAUGUCAUCAAUGAGCGAGGCAUGGGUCGAAUCAAAACAUUCAAGGUCAACUACUAGUAAAGAAUUAAUAAUCUUAUUGAUGAAGGACUGUCUUUAUAGUCGGGCAAA